Orcinus orca (killer whale) is the source of this 6284-nucleotide messenger RNA. Its product is annotated as translation initiation factor IF-2-like. The record is from RefSeq and is a predicted model, not a curated record. The coding region runs from base 2978 to 3976 and encodes 332 amino acids. NCBI's taxonomy places the organism in Eukaryota, Metazoa, Chordata, Mammalia, Artiodactyla, Delphinidae. The transcript has 6 exons.
AGGCGGGGACAGGCGGGGACAAGAGGGGUCAGGCGAGGACAGGCGGGGACAGGAGGGGUCAGCUGGGACUGGGUGGCAGUGGCGUGGGUGUGGAUGCUGGGCUGCAGCCCCAGGGGGGCACGGCCUGCACGGUGGGAUGUCCCCCACGCCAGCCUGUGUGUGAUGCGUGGACCAGGGUGACGUGGACCGUCACCUCACAAUACGGAUCCCCUCUUUAAGUGUGGCUGUGAUUCAGUCUAUGAAAUAAUCGCAUCAUCUUUCUACAUAAGAGCCUUCUUUAUGGUGCCGCCAUGAAAUAGUCAGUUCUGAGUUGUGCUGACCCAGCCGACACGCCGAUGCGGGUGAGUGAGCCGCAGGAUGGCCCUUCCCAGGAGCCAGGAGGAUGCUGCGGCUGGGACAGGAGUGCUCAGGGAGUUGGGUAGGCAAGUCCCACCCUGGCACCGGGACCCUUCCCGUAGGCCGCACCCUCCGCUUGGGAGCUCCUGGGUCCACAUCCACUGGGCAGGCUGUGACCUUGAGCAGGAGAUGGCCAGGAAGGGGGUGGGUCUUGGAUUUCCAGGGGAUGCCUUUGGUGAAGGGAAAGUGAGGGCCAGGAUGGGUCGCCCCGGGAGCCACUGAAAGGGCCCCUGUGCCCAUGUCACCCUGGACCUGGAGUCCCUCCCUGCCCCUCUCCCCUGCCCAAGCCCCCUUCCUCCGCACCUCCUCUGGCCCCUCCCCAGACAAUGGCUGGGAGGCAGAGUGGGCCCUCAUGCAUGUGCUCUCGGCUGUCCCCCAACCAGAACCAGGUGUGGGACCUCCCCGCCUCCGCCCUUACCAGGCCGAAGGGCUCCCCCGUCCCGGCCCCUCCUGGGCCUGUUCCUUCCCGGCUGUGCCCUCCAGUUCUGCGACUCGGAUUUCUCCGAGGCCACAGCUGUGGAAGCCACCAGACGGCAUGUUACCAGACGUGUAGCCCCAGGUGUGCGGAAGGCUCCAGACGUGUGAAGCCCCUGCAAACCGCACAGCCACGUGAGUCCCUGCUGUCUCACUGGGCCCCUUUGGGGACAAUUCAAGCCAGACCGGCCUCCAGCCCUGCCGGGGACUUCCAGGGCAUGGUCUCAGGCUGGGCGGCGGGGGCGGGGCGGGGGGGGGGGGGCCCCGGAACGCGACUCGUGCCCCCUGGCGGUGUGCCUUUAAGUCCGCAGUGAAGCAUCAUCACGGGCCGGCGAUGCCACCUGCUGACGCUUCUCAGCAUCCUGGCCGGAGUGGCCGCAGCUGCUGCGGUGGGUGCGGUCGGUCGGGGAGGGGCGAGGGGCCCAGGCAGGGCUUACAAAGCCGGCAGAUGCAGACACAGUCACUCCCGCCUAAAGGAAGGGUUUAAAAACUGAAUAGCGUCCACUUACCUAACAAACAUUUGCUAAAUCAAGGCAAGGGAGGAAGCGCACAAUAGGUUGAUUUCAAGGGAAAGGUCUUUUCUUCUGGGUCUGAGCAUGCAGAGUUGAAGUAGAAGCCCUUCAGGUGGAGGAGGCUCGGGCAAGGACCAGGGCGGGCCGGCAGAAGACUGGGGGCCAGGACAGCAGGCGGGGGGCUCAGCCCUGCUGCUCUUCAAACCUAGACUUCCACUCUUUUAUAGAUGGAUUUUGGGGGUUUUUUGGCCUUGCCGCGGCUGUCAGAAUCUUAGUUCCCCGACCAGGGAUCGAACCCAGGCCCUCGGUAUUAAGAGCACGGGAGUCCUAACCACUGGACCACAGGGGAAUUCCCAACAGGCUUUCCACUCUUUUGAAGUCCAUACUCCAUGUCUACUUAUAAGUCUAAAAACUGUCACAGGGUCUUUGAAUAACUGUUCCCACUUACAAACGUCCAACAUUUUAAACUGCAUUUAUUAGUUUAAUAUAUUUGGUUCCUUAAGUAGUUCGUUGUGUGGAUUAACAAACACAACUUUGGUAACUGAUGUAUAACGUCUAGAAACCUAAUACAUUUGUUAAAAAAUAAUUUUCAGUAAAAGGUAAGAUUGUGACUCACAGAUAUAAAAAUGAGCUCACGUGAAAGAUGUUAUUUACUUAUUAAUCAAGGGAGAACCAGGCAGAUGUUCUAAGCAACUCCAGAGAGAAGCUGCAGGACAGACGUACUGAAAGGUCACUGAUGUUGAAACCAACAGAGGAAAACCUGGUUUCUGCGCAGGGGUCGGGGAGGGGAGAUGGAAUUUCGCAUCUACCCCCUUGGCGGAGCUGAGCUGACUGAAAGUCAGCUCAGACGCCCUCUACACGAUGCAGAAUUUUGCACUGAAACAUAAUUUUUCGGUCUAGAUUACAAGUGUGAACACUGACCUUCAGCCUCACUUAGUAUUCUCGCAGCAUCGUCAGCGUCUAUCUGGGAGGAUUUGUCUGUUACACACUUGCAGAGGCGAGGAAGCUGGCGUUCGGCCCACGUUCUCUGACACGUCACAGAAAAGACCAAAUGUGCACAAGUACAUUUGCGAUACUCACAGUAACCUAGGAUAGACUGUGACUUCCUGCCUGUUUGUGCCUGAAUCCCAGCUGAUCCUGGGCAGGACGGGUGUCUCCCACUGGAAUGGUCCUUGGGCCAGGGCCCAUGGUCUCUGGAAGUCCCUGUCACCAGCAGCCGAGCUUCCUGCCGGGCAGAGGCUCCGGGAGACGUGCCGUCCUGCUGAUGAAGACGGUGGCCCCAAAGGCGUGUCUGGGAUGAGCUUACUCUCUUGUGGAAGGGUGUCUUGGGCCUGCCCCAGCGCUGACACACGCAGACAGGCAGCCUUCGAUGAGACCCGGCCCCUGAGUACGAGCUCACCGAUGGGCAGAACCCUGGCUGGGCUCCCACCCCAGCCUCCCUGCUCCCGGGUGUCCAGCAGGAGGCCUUGAUGUGGACAGAAUCAACCGCUGGGCCGAAGGUAGUCAUUUUCAACCCUGGGCUGGAGCCCAGUGAGCCGCCGAUGACAGGGUCUUCGGGGUGAGUCACAUUCAGACGUCAAGUGUGACCUAAAAAUAUGACGCCUGCAAUUACGGCACCGCAGCAGGGGGAGGGAGGCCUUCCAGACGAGGACGCGAGCCCAGCCCCGGGGGCCCCUGGUGGCCCAUCUAUUAUUAGAAGAGCUAAAACCUCCUCGAACCCACACAGCACAAAGACCGGCUCCGUUCACCCCGAGUGCGGCGGCCACAUUGACCUCAGUCCAGGGGCCGCCCACUGCCCACCGGACAGAGUCAGUGCGGUGGGUCCAGUCCUGCCCAUUUCCCGGGAACUGCGCCCCGAUGUGGGCUGGCGCUGGGGCACGGGUGGGGAAAGAGCAGCGGCCAGGGCACGUUCCCGAGGGAGUCCUGCUGACGGAGUCCCUGCUGAGAGAACCCCUGGGGAAGGCCCAGCCGGCCCCACCCCUCCUGUGACAGUGAGUCCCCAGCAGGGCUGGUGGCACCCUGCGACAGCUGGAGAAGGCAGCCUGGGUGGGGUAGCCAGACCCUGCCCCCAGGCUGCUUCAGGGGGUCAGGGGUGCAGCCCGAGAGGAGGGGCCCGGUCCCGCCCACCCGCUGCAGCGCCCGCCACCGCCGGCAGAGGGCGCCCCGCAUACCGCACUCCGCGCCCCACUGCGACCCCUGAGCUCCAUCGUGACCACCCCCUCCUCACAAUGCUCACAGCUCGAUCUUUGCUCCAAACACUCUGGCUACAAUGCCGCAGGGGCUGCUGCAGGACACGUGGCAGCUUAAAGAGGAAAAUGAGUGUCCGACCCAGAGGGUCUCUCCUCCCUGACGCUCUCCUAAGAGGGCAGCUUUCCUGCUUGUCUCCCCACGUCACUCAAGCUGCACCCUGUUUCACGCGCCCCGUCGCUGAGCGCUUAGGCCCCUGCCAGCUCUCUCCACGAGGACGAGGACGCUGCGGUGACAGCGCGCCGGCGGUGUGGGAGCCGCCAUUGUCUUCGUCUCUGCCAUCGCCAUGCCGCUCCCUGCGCGCCCCCCCCCCCACGUCGAGUCUGGACCCUCAGCUGCGGGUCUGAGGGCUGCAGUCCGUGUCAGACAGCGCGGGGCUUGUCCUCCCUGACCUCACGUGACUGGGCUCCCAGCUCUGACCUCGGAGGGCUUGACCACAGGGCGGGCAGCACAGGAGGGGCCGUGGGGAUGGUCACCCUGUUACCUCUGCCCCCCACAGUGCUCCCCAAGCAACUGUGACCCCAGACAGGCCCCUCCUGUAAAGCCACGGGGGCUCCAAGUGUCUCCCAGGCUGACCGUCUGCUGUUCGUGACCAGCAUGAAGGCCAGAAGGACGGGGAUUAGGGGCUGGGGCGCCCAGGGCGAGCAGGGCGCUGCAUCUCACCCCACGGUCCUGCUCCCUGGAGCUGCAGCCACACACGGGCUUACUGUCCACAUGACGACCUGGGGCUGACCACAAAUGUGUGGUGACCACGGGCGGUGCUGGGCCUGGUCUUCGCGCGUGUGUGUGUGUGUGUGUGUGUGUGUGUGUGUGAGUGUGUAUUUGCAUAUGUGCGUGCAUCUGCACCAGCCACAUUCUGUUCUUGGGCAGGACUCUCCGUUCCAAGGAGGAGGGUGUAUGAGUUUCUGUGGCUUCUGUAACAGAAGGCCAGAGUUCAGUGGCUUAGAAGAUGCAAACUUAGGGUCUUACAGUCUUGGGGUCAGAGUCUGACGUGGGUAUCCCUGGGCUAAAUCCAGGCCGCCAGUUACCUUCUCUGAUUCUCUGGCCCUCCUGCCUCCCUCCUCCCCUGUGAGGACCCUUGAGAUUACGCUGGGCCCACCUGGACGGUGCAGGACGAUCUCCCCAUCUUGAAAUCAGCCAACUGUCAACCUUCAUUCCAGCUACAGCCUUGACGCCCUUCUGCCAUGUGAGCAACAAAGACCCAGGCCCCAGGUCCCUUAUUUUCCCACCACGCGUGGUCUCUUCUCCGGGCCCCAGGCCCUGUGCCUGGAGUCGAGGCUUGGAGUGGACAACCUGUGCCGCACUCAGGCCAUCAUUGGGGUGACCAGCACCACCGGGGUGCCCGGCCAUGGGGGGACCAGUCACUGGGAGCACAGGCUUGGGGCUAAACCUGCUUGUCAGGUGAGCUGGGUCUUCCAGGGGCUGCAGCCUAACCCUAACCCCACUCAGCUGCCUCUGCUGCCUCUCCUUCCAAGGCAUCAGCAAGGGCUGCCCACACUGGAGUUCCGGCACCCUCGGGGGGGGCCCCCUCCGGGGUGGGGGCCCCCUCCCCUUCCAGGCCCCUCCUCCUCCCAGGUCCCCUCCACUCCCCAGACCUCCUCCUCCUCCCAGGUCCCCUCCCCUCCCAGGGCCCCUCCACCCCCUCCACCACACAGGGGCAGGGCGUUUCCUGGGGAGGGAGGGCUGCACAGCACGGAGAGGGCAAGGCGCCACAUCACAGAGGCCUCAGCUCAGUGGUUUGGGCCCCAGUGUAUGUCUGGCGCCAGUUCACAGGCUUCAGCAGAUGCCUCUUGAGCGAUAGUGAGGGACUCCUCUUUGCUCUGCGGGUCAGGAAAGCCAUCAGGAUUCAGGGUCGCCCAAAAGUGGAGCUGCCCCAGGACACUGCCGCAGCCACCCAGCGGCCUGGGAGGAGGAGGGGCGGGCCAUGGGGCAGGGUGACAGCAGCCAGGAUGGGCCUGCAGCAGGGCCCAAGUUGGGGGCGGGGUCUCUCCGGGCCUGUCCCAGCCAUGCUGGCGAGCAGAGAAGUGGACAGGGCGAGCACAGCGAUUCCCGGGGCGUCCUGAGCCCCCGACCUGGGGCAGCUGCAGGCAGGUGGGCAUCAGGCGACUGUCACACGGGUAACCUGUCUGGGCACCGGUCCAGCCUGCAGCCAGGUCUGUUCGGUCCUAGACGGCCGAGCCUGCCCACGCCCUUGGAACCUGGGGGCCACCGAGGACUGGACUCUGGGCCUCCCUCACCAGCACCGGCCAAGCCCCUGCCCUACCCCUCCCGCUCCAAGAACCCAUGUGUCUCCUCUGCCCCCCACCCCAGCGCUCCCCAUCUCAGUCCUCCCUCCUCCCUGGAGCCCUCUCCCACCCUUCCCCCCCUCCCCCCGCAAGGCCCCCCAGGCCUCUCUCUCCCGCGGCCCCGAUGCCCCGCCCCUCCCAGGGCGUGAACUGCUCUGCUCCGGGUCCCCUGCCCCAGCCUGGAUGCUCACGUGCGUGUGCUCGAGACACUAGGCUGAUGAGUGAAUAAACGGGGGGCCUGGGCAUUGCCCACCUGAGUAGGACCUGGCUGGCUGGCUCCCGGGCCCUGCCCUGGCAUUGCAUGUGGGUCCCCGGGACUCAGGGAGGACGAAGCUCUGGGGGCACUGGGUCGGGGAGUGGGGUGCCGGCU